AUGGUGUGAGCUCUGAAUUCACUGAAAUCACUUCUGAAAUCUCUGUUUUUUUAGAGCGAUCAGAAAUAAAACAGCAACAAAAAACAACAUUUAACAAAGCAUAUCGCAGUUUCUCUGCUUUUUUAUCUUUAUAUGGACGAGUUUAUCGCAUUAACUCGCUCUAAGUUGAAUUUAAGAGGUUCAGAUGAGGAAUGUUUAUGGCUACAAAACGUUUUCAACGUUGUAAUGGGCAGUAUUUACAGCCCCCGGUUAUUUGAUCAGCCCUGUGACAAACUCUGCGUGGAUAUUAUCAAUGUUUUACUGGAAAGAAAUGAUAAUAUCCUACCAUUGGACCACACUGUGCUCUCUGUAUCCAACCUUUACAAGAUGGAAGAAGGAAAAUAUUUUACUGGUACCUUUGGUGAAAGGUCAAAAAUUACACCAUCUCAGAUUCCAGAAUUCAAUAUCUUGGAAGAACGACCAAUGAUCUUACUUGGUUUUUUAACUAGCAUUCCAACAUCAGACGCAACGCUUAUCCCAGAACGUGGAAUGCUUUAUCUUGAAGAUAAUAAAAAUGCUAUAAUAUGCCAGAUCUUUGAAGAAACUAUACCCAGCAAAUGUUUGUUUGAUCGUUUGGUUCUUUUACCAAGGUGGAAUUUUAUUAAUGUAAAAUUUCCAGUUUAUGUCUUUAAAGGUGAUAAACAGAGAAAGACAGCUGGGUCUAAUUAUUUAAGAUACAUUGAAGUUGUUGAGGAAUUCGCUUCCAUUCAAAAGCCACUGAGCAAGGCUGUGCCAAUAGCUUUAACAAUAGAGGAAUAUUUUUCCAAAAGAGAAGGAAAUCCUGAAAAAGAAAACAUAAACAUAGUUGGUUGUCUAAAAACUCUUUGCUUAUCCCAACUCACGACUGAAUCCAAACCAUUCUUCUUGGCCUUGUUUUAUUCUCUAGAAACCCAACAACCUGUAACAAUUGCAUUUAUGGGAGAGCGUUUUUCGCCUUGGCAUGAUUUGAUGAAAAUUGGAGAAACUUAUGUUAUUAGUGAACUGAAGGAAUCUAAAAUGAAUAAGGGUCAGCCAAAUGAAAGGGAGUUACUUGUUGCUACAAAGCAUUCAGAUUUCUAUCCAGUUCAUCCCUGUAUCUACAUGAGUUUUAAAAAUGCUUCAACAGAGCGUUGCAAAGAAUCGCAAGGACUGAAGCGAAAAAGAGAUGAAAUGGAGACAGAGAAAGAAAAUGCAACAGAGAAGGAAACAAAAACAGCGGAGGGUGUGAGUAGAUGCAAGCCAACUCCUCCAUCUGAGCCGCAGCCAGUUAAACAAUUCCUCGGAAAGUCCGGUUACUAUUAUUGCUCUGAACCUCUGGCUUAUUUGGGAACUAUAACAGCCAUUAUAGAUUCAAAUAUUGGUCUGUAUGAGAUUGAUAACACAUUCAGAUUGUUCACCCACUACCUUCCAUGUAGAAAUUUUGGUUGUGGUAUGCGCGUUGGUGCUUGUGUAAAACUACAUUAUGUUCAUAUGUGUAAACUAGGCAAGAAAGUACUUGGUAUUGUCUGUUGCAAUUCAUCCACAAUCACCGUCACAAAAGCUUCUAUGUUGGAUUCACCUUUCGAGUACUGGAUCUCUGGUGCUAGUUACAUUCACCAGAUAUUUCAUUUGUUACCAUUGGUGGACUUAAUAAAAGCACUUGAUGUUUGCGAAACCCUGUCAAAGCAAUUUAAAACCAUUCUGAGUUCCACUAAAAUUAUUGGCCCAAGAAAAGCUUGGAAAAGUGUCACACCAACCAUUCUUUCCCAUCUUGUUGACCUGGAAGCAAUGACGUCAACUUCAUCGCGUUGCGAAUUUGAUGAGUUUUUCAACAGUCCUCAUGAAUGCGUUGUGACCGCAGCUACACACCAGUUUCCCAUUCCUAAACUGAUGACAUUGAGGGAACUUCUGGAUCUCGUGGAUGACCUUAGGACACAAGAAGAGACGCAGGGACAACCGGGGACAUCUAGGGGUCAGUAUAGUUGGGAAUAUCAGGAGAUAUGCCAGGAUGAACUACCAGACGAUUUGGUGUUGCUUGGAUGGUUGUCUAACAAGAACGGCAGGCUUCAUUUUACAGAUUCAACUUCCAGCGUCCUCUGCCAUAUUACAGCGAGCACAAUCUCGGAAUCUCUGCACGAAUGUCAUCCUGGUUGCUUGAUUAAAAAGCAGACCAUGGCUGACCCUAUACUGCCCGCCACGGAAGGAAUAAAAACGACGUGUCCAUUACCGCAGACAGCUCAUUUUGGAGCUAUUUUAAAACUUACUUCAUUUAAGAUCAUUGUUGAGACGUUUAAUGGCGUUGAGCCGUUGAAUGAAAGAAAUCCACCAAACCCGAACAAUUCUUUCAUAAAAGUGUAUCUGGUAUUCUCCCCUUGCGAUGCGAUUAUUAUUGGAAAGUUACCUUCUUUUGCCAGUGAAACUUCGGUUAAAGAUACUUUUUCAAGACAAGAGGAAAUGGACGUUUCUAAACAAGUUGAAAAAAGCGCUGUCGCUGCUUGCAAAUUCGUCGUUCUUGUGAAAAGUAAAGAGUUAGCAGCUGUUCGAUUGGAGAGAUCUGGAGGGGCUUAUACGUUGGCAGCUAACGUUCACUUUUAUCUACUUGAUGGACACAUAACUGAUCGUAGGGGAAAAAACAAUGUUGUGAAAGAUGGGGGUGUUAUCUCGCAAAAUGUGAAACCUUUCAUGGUACUAAGGUUGUUGAAAGAACACUGUCAUUGGUUAAACAUGUUACAUGAAGGACACGUGUUUUAUAUAUAUGAGACUGAGCAUGUGAACAGCACGUGUGAGAUUGCAGAUACACAGACAUACGUUUAUCCCACAAUGAACAUGUUCUCGAAUAUACGAAUUGAGGAAAUCGAUGACGGAGUACGAACGCGUGAUGAGUAUGAAGACUGGGUCAGAAUGGCUGAGCCAUUGAUUAGAAUACAAAGUGUGAGGUUUUAUUUAUCAACAUGGGAAAAUAAGACAAGUUCGGAAAAAAGGGAUUCAUCGAAUCUUUUUGUGUCCCUCCGCGGUAUAAUUCUGACACGAGAAACAAUCGUCCCCGAUCCUCGCCAUUGUCCGUUUUCCAGUGUACCCGAAGAUCUGGUGUUUCUUCCUCACCAUGGUCUUGCUCCCAGUUCCAUUCCCGUUGAUUUGGCGCUUGGAUCCUGUUACCUUGGUAACCGGACUGUCGUGCUGACUGUCAGGGAUGUGUCGACGGAUGAUACCAUGAAGAUGUACCUGGAUUUCAGAAACCGUGCUUAUCCCCUUGGCUUACUUCCUGGUGCCGUGGUUACAUUUUAUGAAAUGGAACAACACAUAUCCAGAAAAGGCAACCUGUAUCUAAGUUUUCAAGUAUUUUCAAAUAUAAGAAUCGAUGCUCUUCCCUCCAAAACGAACUCGCUGUCAUCUGUUACUUCUCAACAAGAACAUUCGCUCAUCGAGUCACGUCCAAUUAUAGAAUACUUCAAUUUUCAAAGUUGUGGAAAAAUUUUCUUCACUCUAUCGUAUGUUCUUUGUCACAUAACUGCCGUUCAAAAAGUAUCUCUUGUAUGGACUUGUUCAAGAUGUUCUCGUUUAUCCAACAACUGUAAUUGCUCUGCCCACGAUACAUCUCGGAAAUUGACCUGCUCUUCUCAGGCAAGAUGUUUAGUCGAGGAUGGUACAGGUGAGGCCAUGCUAUUCCUAGAGGAGGAUGAUCAAGUCAGGAGAAUUCUAAAUCUCAGAGAAUCGGCCUGGCUUGAAAUAAAAAACGCGGCACAACCACACGGAGAAAUAAUCUACCAAAGACCUGCCUAUUGGAAUAGGAACGACAGUACUCGUGGUGAGAGCCAAGCUCAAUAUUUGUUAAGAUCAGCAACGACCUCGCCUAUAGUUUACCGCAGGGUGAAGGCCUUAUGCAGGCAAUUUAAAAUGGAAAAAAUUCAAGGAGGCGAUACAAGAAACAUUAAAGUCGACGGCAAGCAACACACAACUAGUGUUCCUGCGAAGAUUACACUGAACGCUCUGGAGAUCAAUGAAGUGGACUCCAAGAAAGAAGUGAAGACAUUAUUUACGGCCCUUACUGGCCUUAGUUGAAGAUUAACGGAUCUAUCAACGCCAUGUGCAAACACCAAAACAUCACCUCAACACCUCAUUCAAUUUUGGACCUAUCUCAAAACACUAAGCUGCUAA
Messenger RNA from Dendronephthya gigantea, 4152 nucleotides. Its product is annotated as CST complex subunit CTC1-like. Bases 133 to 4056 code for a protein of 1307 amino acids. Gene Ontology annotation, biological process: telomere maintenance via telomere lengthening; positive regulation of DNA replication. Gene Ontology annotation, molecular function: single-stranded DNA binding; telomeric repeat DNA binding. The record is from RefSeq and is a predicted model, not a curated record. The transcript has 24 exons. NCBI's taxonomy places the organism in Eukaryota, Metazoa, Cnidaria, Anthozoa, Malacalcyonacea, Nephtheidae. Gene Ontology annotation, cellular component: CST complex.